GGGACUGAAAAACACUAAUAAAUCUGUAUGUAAUGUCAAAAAUCACACCUGGAAGAACAUCCCUUAACUAAUGAGGUUAAUUUAACAGGUUAGUCAAAUGACUGGGUAUAAAAAGGUUUUUUUUUUUAAAGUGGCCGAGUCUCUCAGGAAUAAAAUCGAGGAGAGGUUUGUGAGAGGCUGGGUGAGCCAAUAUUUCAGCAGUUUAUAGUUCCUUAUCAGGGUCAAGGUUUUGGAAGCGACACACUUGAGAUAAGAUAAGAUUGGUUUAUUUGUCACAUGCAGGUUAAACAUAGUCAACAAUGCAGUGAAAUGCCCUGGAUGAGAAGGACCGCAAAUACAAAAGUACAAAUACAAAUAACACGCAUAAGUAUCACACAUAUUGCACAUGAUAUUAAACAGCACAGUUAAGUAGGUUAUCGCACAGGAAAUAAGUUGUAUUGUCAGUGAGCAUUACUCAGUGAGUUGUUUUUUUACUCAGUGCAUGGAUAGGGUGUGUCCUGUCCAAAGGCCACCCCGAAAUGUCAAAUUUUGUCACAAGUCAGAAUGCCUCAGAUGUCAUAAGUUAUGCGGGAGCGUGUCAUUGGCAUGUUGGAUGCAGAGAUGUCCACCAGAGCAGUAGCUGCACGGCUAAAUGUCCAUUAUCGGACCAUAGGCCGUUUAAGAGUCUGUUUCCAACAGACUGGCACUACUGCAAAUCAACCUCAUCCUCGCCGACCACGUGUGAACACUCCAGCACAAGAUCACCACAUCCGGCUCGUCCAUUUGCGGGAUCGGCUAAGACCAGCGACACACACAGCUGAUGAGACUAUUGGUCUGUACAACAGACGCAUCACACCUCAGACUGUCUGUAGCCGCCUACGAGAAGCCAACUUGCACGCUUGGCGCCCUCACCGUGGUCUGGAUCUCACUGCUGUCUGGCGUAGGAACUGACUCGCAUGGGUGAAUGCACAUGUCCGAUGGCCUUUGGUGAUGUGUGCGUGAACGGUUUGUGGAUGCAAAUGUUAUGCCCAGGGUUGCCCAUGGAGGUGGUGGCAUUAUGUUGUGGUCCGGCAUCACGUACGGACAUAGAACACCAUUGCACUUCAUUGAAGGGAAACUUAAUGCACAAAGAUAUCGGGACGAGAUUCUCACCCCAAUUGUUGAGCCGUUUGUGCGGCAGCAUGACAUCACCUUUCAACAUGACAAUGCCCGACCUCAUGUUGCCCGCAUCUGCAUGGAAUUCCCUCAAACAGAGGACAUUGAAGUUCUGGACUGGCCUGCAUAUUCCCCAGACAUGUCCCCAAUAGAGCAUCUUUGGGAUGUUCUGGAUAGGCGUGUCCGGGACCGUGUUCCAGUUCCAGGCAAUGUGGGUCAGCUCCGUGUGGCACUCCAGGAGGAAUGGAAUAACAUUCCACAGGCCACCAUAGACAAUCUGAUCGACUCCAAGAUGUGUUGCUCUGAGAGAAGCAGCUGGCGGACACACAAGAUACUCAAAAAUCAAAUUCCUCAACCUGACCCCGAUCAUGUUUUAUCACGAUGUUAUCAAUGCCGAUAUGAAGAUCAGUGAUUACUAAAAACAUAUUUUGAGUUUCUCUAUAUAUUGCGUAACCCAAAUGUUCAUAAAACUGUUAUAUUUGACAUGGGGCAAAAGCAGAAAAAUGUAGCAGCAAAAUCUCAACAAGCUCUGGAAAUUUAACUGAAUUAGUCUAAAGACACUCCUCCUCUUCAUCAGUCCAUGCUUUUCUUGUCCCUCUGCUGUAUUUUUCUCAAACCUUCUUCAGUUGUUUCUCAGCACCUGCUCCCUUUAUAGGCAUGGAGGUCGAGUCUACAGUUUCUUUGAUUUGGGUUCUUUCAAAGCUUUGUUUAAGGUUUCUGAGUUUAGCUGCAGGCCUGGUGAGUAGACUUUUUUUUCACCUUCAUGAUUUCUGCAGUGUGUCAGCUCUGACUUCAGAGGAGGUGCUGGGCUGUGAUUGGAGGAGGGGGGCGUGUUCUUCACCGGAGGAAUGCAGCGCUCAGGUGGAGAGGGAGAGAGAGAGAGAGAAAGAGAGAGAGAGAGAGAGAGAGAGAGAGAGAGAGAGAGAGCAAAACACGGACACAACAACCCGGCACAUAGUGAACCCAGCACAGCUGACUGCCGGAGCUCUGCCGGCGGCUCUCUCCUGCGCUCUGCCCGCCUUCCUGACGCACUUUGCGCACACAGGACCUGUCCGGACUGAGAGGAAAGUUACGAAAACAGCGAGUGGAGCUACAGACUUGCUGCUACAGGAGAGAGUGAGGCGCGCAGGACCGGGUACAAGUGAAAUCACCUGCCUGGAGGCGACAGUAAGACUUCACUUCCACUUGGAUUAACCUGUGGAGCUCACGUGGAUGACGGCAAGUGGUUAGAAACUGAGGGGCAGAGGAAUUAAACUUCACUUUUUAGUAUCCAAGUCCAGAGGAUGCGUCUUUUUACGCAUCAUGGAAGUUUUUUGCAGGGGAGUUGAGAGGCACAGCUGAGCGUUUUUGGAGAACCCUUCAUCUGAAAGUCUGAAAAAAGUUGGUUUACGUUUUAUUUUUCUAAAAAAGGAGGAGAAGAAAAGAGAAACCCGCAUGUAAGUGAAGGAUAUGGAUGUUGUUCGGGUUGAAAUCCGUGUAUCGGAGCCUGCAGCUGGGAUGCACUGCGCAUCUGCGCUUCGACGUUUCUCACCAUGAUACUGGCACAAAGCUGCACCUGACAACCAAGACCUGAAGCCACCAGGAUCCACUAUGCCCUCUCUACUGACGAGGUAAGACUCUGAGAUAUCCGUGCAGACUGAGAGCUGGAUGGAGCUGUGAUUUACAGUGAGUGUCCUCUCUUGAUGGGAGCUGAUAGAUUUCUGUGACAGCUCUAAGUUUUCCCUUUUUCUCCUGAGUGGAAACUGUCUGUACUCUUCAGGAGGGAAACCGUGGAUGCUUUAAAUAUUUACCUUGAGUCAUUUUGCUUACAAGGAGCUGCAAAGCCUUGAACAUUUUUGCAGUACUGUGAAGGAUGGGAGGUGAUAAAUUCCAGGGACAGUUGAGUUUUUUCUCUCCGGUUUGAAGUUGUUUGUUUUUUAAACUCUCUUUGUUUCAAGGACUGCAGGAAAACUUGGGUCUGAAUCUUUUGUUGGUGUCUCUCUGUGUGAUAUUCUGCUGCAAAAACAGAAGAAAACCUCAAUCUGAAUCAGAAAAAGUGGUGACUAGAGUGUUUUUUUGGGUAGUAAUUAUCAAAAACUUUGACCUGAAGCAGUUUUUAAUCUUGUUUGUGUUUUUUUCUGUCAUAUCCAGUCUGUUACUUCCUGCCAGCAGGUGAGGUAAUCCUCCUCACAGUAUCUGUGAUAUUGCAACUCCUGGCUUUACAUUCUUCCCAUCCUGCUGCUUCACCACCUUUAUCUCCUAAAUGUCACAGCUAAAAAUACGCCGCUCAUAUUUGAUCUAAUCCCAACCCCGCCACAGAGGGCACAAACAUGAGGCCUGGAGAGGCUCACGGUCUCUGCUUCAGCUCUGUCGACUUUAAAACACUUAAAACAGUUUCUUUAAACGACAAAUAUAUAUGUUUGUGAGCUCUGUCGUCCUAAGUUCUAAUAACUGAGAUCCACAUUGGCCUUCUGUGUAUUUAUACGUGGUGUGAAGAUGUGCUGUCAUAUCACACUUUUACCUCAUGGCCUAAAAAUAUCUAAAUAAUAUCACAAUAUUUAUGGAAAACUUAGAAAAAUACGACAAUCAACUUAGGAUAAACUUUUAGCAUUCACAACAGAUUUGUAAAGUCCGUUUUUAGAAGUGCUACAGCUAGCUUGCUGGAUGUCUGCGACUUCUUCUUCGUCUACCCUCUGUCAUUGCCCACUGUGUUGUUUGAUUGUCAAUAGUUAUCAAAACAUCAGUUUUUAAAGAGUGACCAUCUCUUUUAGGACUACUACAUCUAACUAGCUAGCUAACUAGCUGCUGCUUCUUCUUCAUCUCCCCCUAUUUUUGGGGUGGAUGGCAACCAGUUUUUGGAACCACUACUGCCCCCUACCUACAUUUCUCAAUCCCGCCAGGUCUAAGGAUUCAACAGCGGCGGGAUCAUUUGUUGUCCUGUACUGUCAGGUCUCUUUUAGUUUGUAGUUGGGUAGACGCGCACACACGGGUCGAUCCCGCCCUCUUUCUCUACAGACUGUGUUUUUAAUAGACAACUUAAAAGAAGAUAUCACGUUAAUGCACACGCUAAUGACCAUUUGUUCGGCUCUUAAUCUGAUAUAUUUCACUUUAAGUAGUUUGCAUUUACUCUUGUGACUUCUUGCAGAAUUGUUUUGCAUCCUUUCAAAAUAAAAGCUCAUUUGUUAUCAGAGCAGGACAAUAACCCGGGUGUGAGGUUGAGUGACGGUCUUAUGAGGCAAACUUUUCUCCAGACUUAAGUGACAUCCUUUAAAAAUGUUAAAAAAACUUAAAUAUGAAACCAGCCCCAUACAUUUAAAAAAGCAAGGGUCCAGUUUACCCUCCGAUUCUAACCCAGACAACUCAACAGUAAAAAUAUGAACAAUAUUUGGGGCUGGACUCCCAGGUUUUACCUCCGCCUUUGGCUGUUUUUUUUUCUUUCUCUCCCCUGUAUUUCUCUCUCUCUCUCUCUGUGAAAAAAGCCAAAACAUGACAUGUUUUGUUUAUGCAACUCAACAGAUUUCAGUCAAAACACAGCUGUGAUAUCGUCAAGUUUUGCGAAAAUUAUGAGAUUGAUAUCAUUUUUCUCUUACGUGCUCCAAAGAGAGAAAAUGCACCAGUCUGAGAUUUCAUGUGUUAGAGUUUGAUGGUCUGCAUUUGAUGUACAGUGUCAGUAGAGACGUAUCUACUGUCUUUAGGAAAAAGACAGAUUUCGGGAGAAAGAGGUGGGGAGAGUUUUGGCUCAGGGCACAUUUUCUGUCUCGGUGAUAACUCUUUGGAGGAAUGUUUGUUUGGGAAGGAGCCACCAGCCCCAUGAACUGAUUUAAUCUACUUACCAUGGAACACUGAGCAUAUAGCUUCAAAACGAGGACUCUAAUUUGCUGUUACACGCGGUGAUGUCACUCUCUCCUGCGGGGAGGAAUUUCAAUCCUUUUCUUCCCUGUGGAUGUGAAGUCCGAACACCUCAGAGGGAUACCAGUGUUGGAAAAUGACUGCUGAUGAAAAAGUACAAGCUGAAAACUGAGGGGCGCUGAUAUGUACAAGAAAGUCUUUUUAUUUUUUAAAGAUGUACAUCACAGGCUGUUAUAAUAAGCCCCAGAUUAGCUCCUCUAUUCAAGUUAUAGGAGUGAAGUCAACUUUAAAGCUCCUGUGAGUAACUUUCAGUUUGUGUCAACUUUGGUGCCCCUAGUGGACAAAACCUCCUUAAGUGUUUUCUUACAAAAAAUCAAUUCUCAUUUUAUUAUCACGGCGGUCCUUCCCCCUCACAGUCAACAAGAAUUUAGAUCUAUUUUGUAAGCCUUGAUAAGACUCCUCAUAGGAGCUUUCAGUGAAAAGAACAAACAUAAAUGUUUUUUCAAUGUGUAGUUUUUUUUGUACAUUAUUCUGCAUUAAGUGUCUCCAAUUUUCUGCAUGUUUAAAACUGACUCUGAAAGGACUAAAAUGUUGCAGUGAUAACAGAAAUUGAUGCGGCUGUGUUGAGCAGAGUUGAACAUUUUGGCGUAAAAAAAGCAGUUUUGACCUAUAAAGCGUAUUGUAUUCAUUUAAAAAAAAAAAUGCUCUGUUUUUCACAGCAAUUUUUUUCUUUUCUGUUCUUUGGACUAAAUUUUUCUGUUUUUGGAGUAAGUUUUUUUUUUUUGCUUUUCUGUUUUUUGGAAUAUUUUUUCCUGUUUUUCUUAUUUCUCUGUCUUUCAGGCUCAUUGAUUCUUGCAGGAUUUUGAACUGUCUCACUUAGUCAGGGGAAAAAAAAAGUCAGAAAAACAAAAAGACGGAAAAACAGAAUAAAAAUGUGUUUGAAAAACAGAAAGAGGGGAAAAAUAUUUGUAAAAAAACAAGAAAAAAAAGUAAAACAGCGAAGAAAAAACAACACUCAAAAAAACAGUUUCCUUUUUUUAUUUUUAUUUUUUGUAAAUACAGCAAUAGGCUUCUGUACUGUUCGAAUAUAAACUUAAGAUUCUAUCAAAUUCACCUCCUGCUGAGAUUAAAAGUGGACUAAUGUAUCAUGGUGUCAGCAGCUGUACAACUAUCAGGUAUCUACAGGAGGAGAGAGGAGAGCAGGAGGAAGCAGGUUUGCGCAUCUGUAUGUGUGAGAGCCUGAAAAGCCAAAGGACAGAAUAAACAUGACGAGAGAGAGAGAGGCUGUAGUGAUCACGAGUGUGAACUUUGAGUGAAUUUGCAGAAUUAGUAAACUGCAAAUUGGCUGCAGAUUUGGGGGCUUGUAUAAACCUUUGUCUGGUAUUACGUAUCACAUAAUUUAGACGUUGAUCAAAAUACAGAUUUAAGAAGAAAAGUACAGAUGCUUGACCGGUGCAUCCUGAGGAUCCUGCUCUGAUACAUUCUGUGGUCUCCCAGGUUGAUUUGAAGCAGGUCUUGACUGUAAUAUGAUGGCAGACUCUGAUAGCGGCUCUUUGGUAACAGAUUUUGUGUUUUGGAUAGAGCCAGGUGAGCCGUGUCUUUACGUGUUUCCAGUCUUUGUCCAGGAAACAAAGUCAGACAGCGACCCUCCUGAUGGUCUCUCUGGUUUCAGGGUUCGGUCAGAUAAGAGUCUCCUGUGUUUGUGUCUCUCUGUAUGAACAUGACAUAAACUCUGUGAUUUACUGUUUCCAAGCAGGAUCAGGGUUGUGGUUUCAUGCAGUAAGCGUGUUUCUGUGUCUGUCAGCAGGAUGUUUGUGAAACCCGGUGAAAGAAUUUUCCGAGAACUCUGAUGGACACGUCGGCUUUGAGCCAGGGAACUAUUGAUUUGGUUUUGGUAGUGAUCCAGAUCCGGGAUUUCUAUCUUUGGACCACGAAACGUUUUUUUAGCUGUAAUUAGGAAACUAAUGGAAACAAAAACUUCAGAAACUCCCAAUCCUGAGGGUACAUUUGUGGCUUCAUUACAACAGUUUUUAAUUUAAUUCAGGUGCUCCGGUUUGCUGUUUGGAGGUUUUUCUUAUAUUAUUUCUUUCUUAAGGAUCAUAAAUUAUACGAACAAGACGCUAAAAAACAAACAAACUCAAGAACAAACAUUUUUCAGUUCACUAGAACAUCUCCGGGUUUUGAACAUGUCUACCCCUGAUCAUAGGAAAAAUACGAGAGUCUGCUGUGGGACCACCUUAACCCACUGACUCAUCAAAACCUGUCUGUGAAAGAUCCAUGCAGGAAACACGUCAAAGGACCUCAGUGACGGACACCCAGACAAAACAUAACGUUUAAAUUCUCUGCAUCAGCUGUACCUGCGCCGUCUUGAACUUAAAUUAUUAACCACCUUUUUAUUAAAUCUAUAUGCAGCUCAUUACAAAGUAACCUUUCACAAUUAAAUGUCUGUUAAGCUCUCAGUAUUAGACGCAAUUCUUUAGAUGGGAUUCAAAGUUAGCACAAUGUUCUCAUUUUGGAGUGGGCUAUCAUCCUGUCUGUGGAGUUCCUCAUGGCUCUGUCCUCAGGUCCAGUUUUCUUUAUCGUGUUCCCGCGUCUUCGACUCUAAAGGUGUUUCAACUGUUAAUGCACAUAAUGUCCAAUCACAAGUUUCAUUUACACCCGAAAUUGUAUAAAACAUCUCUCACUCAGCCGCACUUAAAGUUGUUACACACCGGUGAAUUAGCGAAGCCGAUUUGCGAAGUAAAUUGUUCGCGUUUUUUUAAACCUCAUAAAGUCAAUUCAAGCUUCCACACCGGCUACGAACUUCCACAGAGCGAAAAAGCGACUGUAAUUUUUUUUGCCCCUGUAAUGAAUUUUGCGAACAGUCACAGAUGAACUGCUAAAUCUGUAGCCUAAUAUAAAUCUCAUCGCAGACAUGUGGCGAGCCGCUGAUCCGAAUCAGUCGACUCUGUAAUUUGUUCUCUCCUUCUGCGAACGUGGAGUCAGCUGAUGGAUCAGUUCUUGAAAUUGUUCGAGGGACAUUUUGAAGUAUUUUCAGAAUUUCUCUUGAAAUAAUUUGAGCUCCUGGAUCGUUGUGUAGAGCUCUCCCAUCUCCUGUCACAAGGUCAGUAUUGGACGUACCUGGACACUUCGAUUCUUCUUGUUAUUUUUGUUAUUUAAUCGUCUAACGACCAUGACCAGGUCAUCAUCACUUGAGGAUAUAGUCCCCCUCUGCUCCCCUAAGCCAAACAUUUCACAUUUUCGUGUCGCUUCUCUAAUUUGCUGGACCUUUACAACACCUCUUCCCAUAAGUUUUCCUGUUUAAGAAAUAUAAAUGUCGUCACUUCAGAUGGACUCCUCCAUCUCAGAUGUUUCUGACUGGUCUCCUGCUCACAGCUGGUGGAGAUGUAAUGGUUUCUAUGACCAAACUGUGUAUUUGUCAGGUGCAGUUUUUAUUUUUAUUCAUAAAUCCCGUUGUCUUCUUGGAUUUUGUUCAAAGUCAGGAGAAAGAUUCCUGUUCUCUGCAGAAGACUGAGCCCACUCUCCUCCCAAUUUUUUUUUGCGUUCUCUUCAUCUCUUGUGUUUUUUUUCUCCCCUUAUCUCUUACGUGGUUUCUCAUGUUCGAAGACGAGGACUGUAGAUGACCUGAGAGGCUCUGCUUCAGUCAGAGUGGCUGUGAAAAGAUAAUCUCAUAAUCCCUGAGGUAUGACGGUGUUUAGAGUUUAUUCUCCCUGUCGUGGAAGAAGCGAGUAAAGUGCAAUCGAGCGGAGGGAAGAGAAGGGACCGGGGUUGAGCAAGAAGCUGAGUCUAGACUUUUUGGCAACAGCAGAACCAACAACAGGAUACCAACGCCUGUCUUUCAUUUAGUCAUCCACCGCAAUCCUCCAGGGGUGUUUUGUCAGGAAAUAUAAUAGUAUUUCAUUUCUCUUUCCAAAAUGGUUUAUUAUGUCUUCAAGUGGAGCAGCUGCUGGAGCACAAAGACCCUCCACUCGUGUUCAAAGAGGCUGGUUUUUGUCUCAGCGUGCUGACCGAGGACGCUGAGUGUUCAAUUGUUGUUUCCUCAUUCAUAGUCGGCGGAGACUCAGAGGUCAGAGCCCAAACACAGAGCCUUCACACCACACAUCUGCUCAGGGUGGUGUCAGUUCAUUCAGCAGCCAGCUCCAUAUAACCAUCAGACCCUCCACAGGACUCGCCCAAACUCUGGGUGGGUCACAGCUAAAUCUUAGGCAGGGUCAGAGGUCAAGACCGGCCCCUGGUUGGAAGACGUAUUUCUUUUCCAAACUUGGUGGGUGUGCAGAGCAUUGUUAAAAAACGACGCCUGCAGGUCGCUGUGCAGAAACACACACACACUCACACACACACUUCAGUCAGGUGUCUCUGCUGAUGAUUUGACUCGACCCUCCCCGAGGUCAAAGCACAAAUUCUCACCUGCAGCGCUCUCCAAUCAGGGCGCAAUUACAGCUGAACAGAAUAAUUGAGAGAUAACGGCGCGGAGGUGUUGUUUAUUUGUGCAGGGAGGAAACCUGAGAGCUACCUGUCUGUCAGGGUGUGUUCAAGCAAAGUUCAGUCGUUACAGAGGAAUUAUAAAUCAGGGCGGGGAGACGGGGAGGCGGGGAGCAGCUCUUUAACCUCUGCACAGGGAGGGGGUGAUGGAGGUAAUGCUGCUCAUUAGAUUCUCGUCUGAGACUCAUUAUGAGAAAACAGCGACUUUCAUGUUAUUUCUUUUUACAAACAGUCUCAUGUCUCAUUCUCAGAAAAGCAAAACAACACAAGCUUACAGAAAAAACGAAACAAGGAUCUUGACUAGGAGACGGUUCUUUAAGUCUGAGUCCUCCACGGUUAGGAAGGGACGGACUGAUUAGUCCAGAUCUUUUCAUCUCCUCUCUCUAUGUCUGAGUUCCCCAGACAGAAGUUUAACUUUCUGGAUCAAAACAAUGCUGUCUAUCAUCUGUGUCUGUUUACAUCCUGGUAGUGGUCAUCAUCAUCAUCAUCAUCAUCAUCCUGAGCUGCAGUUCUACCUGGUGACGUCUGUCCUUUUCUUAUCAUGAUUACGAAACUGUACUCUUUUAUUCAGAUCAUAUUUGAACCAUAAGAUAGGAGAGUAAGUUAAAUUGAAAUUAGGGCUGCAGGAUUAAUUGAUUUUACAUCAUAAUUGGAUUAUUUGAUUAUGACGACGUUUAAAAAAUUAAAAUCCUCAAACUGAUUUUCCUCUCUAUCAUGUCUCGUGCCUCCAGGCCACCGUAGGCUCCCCCUUCCUGUGGGAGCACACUCCAAUUCCCACACACACCAGUAUAAACAAACAUGGCGUUUGCAAAAGAAGGCGAUAAUUUCGUGGUUAAAUUGGACAAGAGCAAGUCAGUCGUGUGGAAUUUGUACGACUUCACAGUUUCAGAUGAAGAGUAAACCACUCCCCGCUGUAAAGUCUGUCUGAAGGCGGUAUCAACCCGUCACCACGGAAACGAAUUCAGGAAUAAAAGCAAAAGUUUCUUAACAACAGUUUUUUCCCGCCGCACCGAAUGUUCCCGGAUUUCAUUACAGAAAUCUGGUCACCUUACUUUAUGUUUUCAGUGGUUUGUUUUGAGAAAUGAUAAAAAAACUUCAUAUUUUAAGAGUUGUCACGGAAUGAAAAAUUGAAAUCAAAUAUCGAGUUUUCAGAGAAAAAAAAAAAGGAUUUUAUUUUUGGCCCAAAUCGUGCAGCCCUGAUUGAAAUAUAAGACGGUGAAGCAGCUGUCAGGGUUUAGAAAAGUACCUCUGAAAAACUUACUAAAAAAUUUAACUCCUCAUGUUGUUUUUUUUUUAUUAUUGGUAUCAAAUCAAAAACAAUUUCAUAGUUGAAGGAUAAUUUGCGAAUUUAUCCUGUAAAGUAACAUCUCCACAUUUCGAUCAUACAAGUCUGAAAACUCUAUAAAUGACUUUUUAACCUGUUUAAAGUUUUAUCAUCACACUCAGAGGAGUCCAUGUUGAAGCUCGCCGUCUUCUCUGGAACGUAUUUGCUGAUAAUUAAAGUAGUUUGGCGUUGUUUAGGUCGGGCGGGGUCUCUGUUUUUCUUCUGCGUCAGUCAUGAGUGCGACUAAUGUCAGUCAAAAUAAACAUGGAGUCUCGUAUUGAUUAAAGCCGUUUCCCUCCCUGCCUCGCAGCUAUGCACUAAUGUGCUGCUAUAGGCUUAAUGAGAGCAGGAGGAGGCGGCCUGACCCCUGCUCACCUCUCGAAGGGCCCCUGCAGGGAGGGGGCCAAUCAGUCAGCGACCGGAGCUGCUGUCUUUUCAUGUGCAAGAAGUGAAGCCAAAGAUCAAGUGAAAUUGAGAGAAAUGGCUUCAUCCCUGUGAGAGACUCAGCACAUUUCACCAGGAUCAUCCUGCUGAAAUGGAAAGUUAAUCCUGCUCAUUAACGCUGGAAUCAAACACACAGAAGGAACAGUGUGUGGAAAAAUCCUCAAAAUGCAUCUUUUUGGUUUAUGACAGAAGGAAAAGUUGUGAAGAAAUAAAGGAAAGUUGUACAGAGGAUCAACGUGGACAUGACGUGUGUUUGGAAAUAGUUUUGGCCAAUAUUUGAGUGAAAAGUUUCCAUAGACUAUCAGACGUUUGCUUCUUGUUUGAAUAUCUGUGGGCUUGAACGCUCUCUGCUUUAAAUCGCAGUAUCAGACUCAUAUCAGGGGGAUCGUUCGUGUUAACGUGCGUUCCCCUGCUACAACCCUCAUCUCUCCUUAAAACAUGUGAUACUCAGACUCGCCUUAAACCAAGAAAUAUGAUUUUAUGAGCAGGCUGUAAGAGCUGCUACUGUCCACGAACUGCCCAUAAAAUAAAGCAGGGCUGGGCUGUAAGGCUUCAAAUCAAUAUCAGGUUACAUUGAUCAGUUCACCUCGAUAACGAUAAAUGGACGAUAACUACUCCACAAGCUGCUCACCCCCUCCCACAUUAACUUCGUCUACUUCAGCCGCUACAACUUUUGAACCAUCCUCCGUCUCCUCACCUGUCUUUCCCUCUUUGUUACGGACUGGAUGGGGUGGAGUCACGUCUCUGAUGUAGGACAGCGUCUUAAAGGGAUAUGAGACAAAACCCACAGAGCAUUUUUUGUCUAAUAGACGUCUAAAUGUAGCCAAGACGAGUGGUCUAAAAUCAGGCUACCACAGGUCUGAAAAUGAAAGUUUUUUAGACGUCUAAAUUCAGACCAAGUUUUAAAUAGCCGGCUAACAGAAUUCUAACAGCCCACUGAGCAUUUUUUGCUCAUCAGUUAUCAAAUAAUUGGUUAAGGUGCAACUUCUAAAUUUUAUCUAAAGACAUACAGAAUCUAGACGGUUGAAAUUAGGUUUACAAAAAUAUGUAGAUGUCUAAUCUACUGCUCAGUGGGUAGCCUACCUACACACAUCCAAAACCAACUCUUAUGUAUUUAUUUAUUUAUUUAUUUGACACCGAAUAUACCAAUAUGGACAAAAUGAUGUCAGUUAUUGUUGUGAAUCUUGGUAUCUUUUCUUUUUGGUAAAAAAAAAUUCCGUUUUCUCACCCAGCCCUAUGAUAAGCAGAAUCGUAAAAAGUCUCAGACUUUUAAACCUGAACAGGAUUGAGGGAUGUCAUCAGCUGUUAUUUAUGGGGCUAAAAUACACCUGUAAUCACUCUUCAUCCAACAGAUAAAAUAACAUCCCCCCCCAAAGAGGGUCUUUUUCAGAUAUCAAAGUUAAAGUUCCAGAAAACAACCUCAUUCACAUUAGAAACUUCAAUAUAUGUUGUGAUAGUCGGGUUUUGUUUACAGAGAGAGGAGGGAGGGGAUCCUACUGGGAAAAAACUCUCAUGAAAGUUUGAUUUGCCAUCUUUCAAUCUCCUGCAAAGUCACUUCUUUGACCCAGCAGACACGCCUUCAGAAUAAAAGCAUUGUGAGAAAACAAGAGGAGUAUUUUGUUCGUAGUUGUACAAAAACAGGAGCAGAUAUCCGAGAAGUACGGCCUUUGAAGGUGUCAUAAAAAAGCGGUUGAUUUAUAGAGGGGAGUUAACUCUCCAACCUGAAGUUUGCCCCUGAGAUGUUUGAAGUGAAAUAAGGUCUGAGAGAAAAUGAGAAGCCCUCGUACCUUGGUCGUGAUUUAAUAGCCUGAUGCUCGUUUCAGUCAGAGUGACCUUCCCUUUCCGCUGAUAUGAAUUCCCCCAUGUAAGGCCAGGACGGGAGCCGAGGUCUCUGAAGGGAAGAGCUGCUCAGCCGAGUGUGAGGCAGAGAUAUGGAUCGUCUAAUUGGACAGGGCAACUACUGGCCUGGGACCGAGCCAGGAACCGACUCCAAAAGCAGCGGAGCAGCUCUGUUUUUAUGGCCGUGGGAGAUAAAAAAGAGAGACGGGACAGACAGACAGGGGGAGAUAAAUGAUAGACUGAAGGAGAGGAGGGAGAGAAGGUCAGGGGGACAUGUUAGAGAGAUGAUAAAGGACCACGUCAGUGUUUUUUCCUGACACGUCCCAUCACGAACAGAUCCUAAAAUGUAUGACACAGAGCUGCUGUCAGCAGAGCAGAGCCGGGAAGAACCAAAGAGCGGGACUUUCCAGGAAUCACUUCUGUGAAAGAGCAGCUUUCCUUUGAUGAAUCAGAGGUAGAGAGAAACCACGGCGAACAGUUUCCCUCGCCUCGAGGUAAAGAUGGAGUCGAGGAAGCUCGUAAAACAAACAGCACAAGCUUUAUCUGGAAGCACCUUAAAGAGCCUGACUGUUUCACUGAAACUGUGACUUUUGAUUAUUUUGACUUUAUUAUAGACGAACAUCCUGCUGAAAGAGGACAGAAACAUCACUGGGAUAAUCGAAAACAAACCCACAGCAUCAUGUUUGACAGGACAACUCUAGUUUUUUAUGAUCCCCGUUUUUAAUUAGCAGAAAAAAUCCAAAUCUUAUCUUGAUGUCGGGUCCAAGAACAGGCUGGUUACGCGUUUUAAGUUCACAACAGUUUGAAAGUUUGUGCUUUUUGUAGAUCUAGAUUUCUACAGAUUCUGUUUGUCAUCAUUUCAGAGGACGUUAGCGCCGCUCAUCAGCACUGAUCAAUCCGUCUGCAGAAAUUCCUGAUCAUUUUUUCAUGAACCUUGUGAGUAAAGCUGCACAAUAAAUCGAUUUUAGAUCAUAAUCAGAUUAAUUAUUAUGAGGUUAAAAAAUUAAAAUCCCUGUCUGAAGGCGGUAUCAACCCGUCACCACGGAAACAAAUUCAGGAGUAAAUGUAAAAGUUUUUUGGUCGUAUUGGCGUUUCAUCCACACGGAAACGGUGUUUCAGGUGACUGUAAAUGGUAUUUUCUUAAGCGGGUCAGAGAGUGAAUAAAUCUGUAAACGACGACCAUUUCAUCUCUGUGUGGAUGUCUAUCUGCAUCUCUGGAAACGAUCAUGUGACACACAGUAUAACGCUUUUAUGGCGCCUGUGUGUGUCCACCUAAAACAACCUUUAUACGCACGCUCUGUACUCUUCUUCUGUCUUUUUUUGUGCAUUUCCUGUGCAGCAUUACAGCGCCAAUUACUGGCUCAGCAUACGCACUACGUCGUUUUCAAUGGUUUUGUUUAGAGAGAUGAUAGAAAAACUUUUUAUUAAAGUUUGGUGAAGUUAUCACUGAAUAAAAAAUCAAAAUCGAGUUUUCAGAGAAAAAAAUCUGUAUUUCAUUUUUGACCAAAAUCGUGCAGCCUUAAUUGUGAGUGCAGACAUCGACCAACACUGAUGAUUACAAAAUACAUCGAUCUGUAUCAUUAACCAAUCAAUCCGACAUGUCAGUGUAAACAGUCUGCAGCACAUGUGGAGAAUUCAGUCUUAUUGUACUGAUGGAAAUCUGCUGACGUCGUCUGGGUGGGGUUUCAGGUGUAAUUGUACGAGGUUUCCUGCCGGCUCCUGAAGUAUUUGCACACAGUUGAGGUGACAGGGUUCAGGUUGGGGUUAUGCACGCUCCCUGCCAAACCGUAUAUGUCAGGUGGUCAGAGUAUCAGAGUAUGUGUGACAUCGAUGUUCCUAUAAAAAGUCGGGCUCUGCAUGUCCCUGAAUUUUCCUGAAACUGUCUGGAGUUCAGUUGGUGACAUAAAAACGAUUCCUGAACUCGCAGCAGGUGAAGCUGUUUCUUUUUUUUCUCCUUUUAUGUAACAACAGUCGACGGUGAGACGGGGGUAAGUGGCGGGAGAGUCGGGGUUUGGUGAGGCCUCUCCAGCUGUGUUAGAGUUAAUAAGACACUCUUAAAGUAGGGGAGGGGCGGUGGGCGGUGGGAAUUACUCAUACUUACUGGAUGGGGGGGCAUUCUUGACCUUGUCCCCUCUCCAGGGGGGUUCACAGCAGCCUGGCAGCUUAUUUGUGGAUAUUAUCAAUGACCUAAAGCCCUCAGCUGUUUCCUCUCUCGUCCUCGGUAACAAACACUCCUUCACUCUCGCUGCUGUGUGUAUUUUAUGUAAAACAGCAGGACAGAUGAAACCCACACACUGACACUGUUUGUUUCCCUCUGUGUCUCCAGAAAGCUGAGUCUCUGUCAGACCCUGACCUUCGUCCUGCUGCUGCUCGCUCCUGUCUGCCUGUCGUCCCCGCAGACUGUAAGUCCCACCUGUUUUCUGCUACCAACACAAGCCACCGCAGGGUCCCGACAGCCCCUGCUCUGUGUCAACACAGCUCUGUAUAAUGACAGUGAUGGAUUUCAUGUCAAACACAUUUCUUCAUAAUGACGUACAUGCACUGAGUCCAGGACCUGCAGAAGGAUUUUGGUGUUUGAAGAGUUUCAGAGGACAGGGCUUGACACUUCCUUUUUUCAACUUAGGAGCAAAAGUAAGAAGCACACAAAGAAAUUUAUGUGCACGAUGAAAAUUAAUAAAAUAAUGUUUGUCUUAUUGGUCGACAUACGGGCUGUUAUUUGAAAUAAAUCUUAGGUCUUUUAGUCACAUGACAUCGAAGCUAUUGAAGGAAAGGUUCAAAAUUUGCCUUUAAAUUUAACACAAAGAUUUUUAGAGGACAAAUUAGUGAAAUAAAAAGAGUUUGUCUUAUCGUCCGACCUUUAUGCUAUUAUUGGAAAUCAAUUUUUGGUCAAUUGGUCACAUGACAUGGAGGCUAUUGAAGGAAAACAGCCUUUUCUGAGAAUAUUGACCAGUAAUUUAUUGACGGUCCCUUAUUCAACACCCGACAUUGACAGUGAGGAUUCUGAGUCGAUUUAACCGCGCUGCUGUUGUUAUUCCCAGUUAUGGAGAGUGAGAAGACACCGGUAGAUCCUCAGUAAAUGUCAGUCGAAUAUCAAACCUAAAUGACUUCACCACAGGAUUUACAUUAAAAAAAAAAAAAAAAAACAUAUGUUGCCACAGCUAAUUUUUUUUAUGUGCACAUGUGCCUCUAAAUAUGUUUUAACAAUUCGCACACAUUUAUUUUUAGUCGCAUAUGCGAGUGAUGUGGUCGCACUGUCGAGCCCUGAGAGGGGGAUGAGAAUAUUCACUAAAACAGACAGUUCCUGUAACAAGAAAUCAAGGAUUCAAGGAUUCAAGGAUUCAAGGAUUCAAGGAAUCUUUAUUGUCCCCGUGGGGCAAAUCGCUUUACAGCCAGCAGUGCCACAAACAGACAUAAGACAAGACAACUAGCACAACAAUAAUUGAAUAAAAAACGAUAAAACAGAGAGACUAAAAAUAAUCACUUGUUUAGAAGACCUAUGGCGGCAGGGAUAAGAGAGUUCAGACGUACCUGCGGCCUGACGGGAGCAGCGCAAACUCACCAGCCAACAGGUGGCUCUGAUCAGUGAGGAGUGAGCGGGCCUAGCUUAGUGUUCGAAGCUUAAAAGUGUCAGUGAGAUCCUUGAGCUGCACAUUUUCACCAUAUCAGACAGUCUGUUCUUGUUUUUUAAGGAGAGUAGGCCGUACCAGCAAAUAAAAGAGAAAGUUAAAACAGACUCAAUAAAACAGGAAUAAAACAUUUUCAUAAAAGUGCUGUCAACAUUAAAACUCUGCAGUUUCUACAAACUUUAAGUCACAGUCGAAACAAGUUACUCAGUUUCACUCGAUCCGUCAGCCUGCAGCCAGUUCCUGUGUUGUGCUGUGCAAAUAUACAAAGCUAAUAGCAGCAUGUCAGAAAUUCACUAAGUGCACCCCUAUGAAUUCACACACAGGAGCCCGUCAGAGUCUGCGGCUCCUUUCCCACAUUUCUCCUGUCUUUACCUCUUAUUUUUCUUACAUUUGACAGAGUUAAAUACGGUCAUUAGACUAAUUGGUUCAGAGGAAAAAAACUGCACUCAGGUUCCAAAGAGGAAAAUCCAGCUCAUUUUGAUAAUAAACCAACGUCAGCCCUCUAGAUUAGAGCAGAUCUGCAGCUAUCCGAGCUGAUUGGCUUGUUUUUUCAGUCUUUUUGUCUUGGAAAUCGUCCGUUUGGAGCAUGCAUCCUCCUGGUUUCUUCAUGCUCCGACUGCUGCAGCAGCACAAUCUUUCAUCACAGUUUGUCUGGUUGUCAGGCAGACGUGUUUCUCAGGCUCAGGCUGGAAUACGCAGACAGAGACAGAGAUAAGACACCCGUCACUUCAAACACAGGAAUGUAGAGGAGGGGUCGACACACUUCACAUCAGCGAGUCGAUUAAAACAUGUCGCUGCUGUCAGCUGUUUGAGAUGACUCAGAUUGUUGAGACGUUUUCUGUGUUGGGUCAUGAGCACAGCUGCACUGACGGUCUCUGAUGUCCACAUCUGGUCAGGAGAAGAUGGAAACAAGACAAACAGACAACAAGCAUCGAUGAAAUACAAGUAUGAGAGAUGUUUGAUGAAUGGUGCGUUUGGUUUGGUCUGGUACAGGACGGUGUGCACUUAUUUGUGUCUCCACCAUCAAAUGUUGGGAAAGGUACCAAAAUAAUGGAUCAGUAUCAUACUUUUUGGCACUUCUCUGCUCAGGCUACUGGAAAAAGUCAUACAAGAUGCAUUACUCAUGAUCUGAUAUGUCGUUUGCACGUCAAAAUAGUCCUUCUGCAGCCAACACGCCAGCGCAAGGUACAGCCUGCUGUGGAAAUGCAAGCAAGAUCAGGGUUUCCCAACAGAACCUGAUAAUGAAAAUGGACCAUAAGGCCUCUUUCAUACGUGAUUUGCAUUCCUGGAAAAAACCCUACUGUUUUCUGACUGAUAACCUCUCUAGGCUUGCAGUUUUGCCAGAGAUCGUCCAUUAAAGGUCUUUUCUGUGUGUUUCUAACGUUGACUCUCCCACCACUAGCUUGAGAAACCAAACGGAGUGUUCAAAACAGAUAAAUAGCAGCAAUAUGACAAAGUAAAAACAACACACACACAGCAGUAGAGGUCUGAUUAAGAUCUGCUUUGGCUUUAUGGAUUAAACUCGUCCUCGUGCUGCAGGGAGAAGAAGCUCUUAUCUUUUUCCAGACUGAAGGAGCUCAAAUAGAUGUUGACAUCGGUGAGUGGGGUCCUUAAGGUGCUGAGAUAAAGUGCUGAGACUCCUCCAAGACUUUAAGCGCUCUGGUUUUCCUGAAUGCAGCAGAGCCUGAUGAUUUCCCUUACAAACAAAGACAAAACGCUUACAUCGCCAAAAGCUGGCACCUGCCUAGAGACGCCUUAUUCUUAAACAUAACUUUAAAUAUAGAUGUAAAAAAAUCAGCAGUAAAGAAAAUAAGUACCUUCAUAUGAUUCAAAUUAUUUGAAUGAUGGAUAGAAGCUCUUUGUGACUUUGAGUUGGAAACUUUUGACGUCCCCAGACUGUUUCUGCAGACUGUGAGAGCUGGUCUGCCGACAGAAAGGAGGACACUUACACGCAUACAGGUUUAUGAUGCAGUCUGGGCACCAUGACUCUGAGAUUCUGAGCAGGUCCCUCUUCUUUCAUUAUCAUCAUUUGUUUGAGGACGUUGCUUUCAGAUUUAUGAGCAUUUUUCUUUUCUGAUGAUAACUGAGAGGACGACCUAAAUCUGAAAGUGCCUGAUGACACACAAACAGGUUUAUGAUACAAUGUGGGGACUGUGUUUUAUUUUGGGGUCCUUCUGUUGUCAUACUAGCAGUACUGGUUUGGCAAAAAUUAAGGGCAUAGCAUGCAGUUUGUAAGCAAACGGAAAAAUCUGCAGUAAACCAGAAAUACCUGGAAAUUGUACAGCAAACCCUUCUCCCUCGACGAGCAGGACAAACUUUCCUUUUUGUUUUUCUAUUUAAUGGGGCGGCACUGAGAAAGAACUACAAAUGUAAAAAUGAAGGACUCGUUUUUUAUCAUUUACUCUUGUGCAAAUAUACAGUUUCAUAGCUGUGACCAUGCUUAAGUUACGUAUCCUGAGCAUGGAUAAAUAGAUGCUCUUUUACGCUGUGUUAUAUGAUCGACUGAUUUCACAUGACUGCCACCUACUGGCCUGGCAUGCUGUGAGCAUUUUAAACCCAUACUGCGUUGUCAUGUGAGCAGGAUCCUUUAUGAAAAACCUACAAGUGGACCAGACCAAAGACUCGUGGAUAGUUUUUUUUUUCCCGCUCAGGGGCAGGUGGGGGGAAAGUGCAUGGUAAAGGUCAAAGGUCACUUUCAUUAAUCUUGAAUGUCGGCCCACCACAUCUCCAACUGUUAUCAACGCUAAUUUGGACCAGCGGUAACACUAAUGAGGGCAACCUCAGGUGACCCUGCCGUGGAAAAUGAUGGAGAGUCAAAACACAGGUCGCUCUCAGCUGAGUGUGUGUGUGUGUGUCUGUGUGUGUGUGACCAAUCCUAUGAGCUACACAUUCAGAAAUUCUUGCGAUUCACUUGCAGAAAUACGUCAAGAAUGUCAGGACUCAUUCAAAGUUAUGAGUCAGCUGAUAUCCUGAGAAUAUUCAGAAUGUUUUUGAUUUUCACAAAUUUUACUUUUUCAGAAAACUUUAUCAAACAUCACUUUAAGGUCGUGUUCACACCUCAAGGUCCAUUUCCUGAUUCGAAUCCAGGGCAAGACGAUACAUUUGUUUUGAUUGUUUAACUGGUCCGGUUUGCGUUCACAAAGGACAAACUCAAUCGCUCCAGAAAACGGAACCGGAGGUCACGUGACCGCGAAUAUCGUUCGGUUAUUGGUCAUUAGUUCAUGAGGGGAUACAAACCCCGCUCUGCUGUCUUCGCCAGUCAUGGAGCACAUUACUUUUAACUAUGCAAAUUUAUCUUUUAAUAUUUCUGAAAUGUUAUUUUUGAUCAUCCUUAAAUUAUAUUACAUAUUUGAAUGCUGAUGUCAUAUUUUUUUAGUGUUUUUUAUAUUUUUAUUGUGUUUUAAACUCUGUAAAGCCGUUAAAAUGACUCCUUAUAGUAAAAAAUUCAUAAAUAUUUAAAGAAGCCCCUGAAGUCAUGUAUGAAACAUGUAUAAAUCAAUGUACUCACGCCAUACUCUUCCUGUUCAACAGUGUGUGUCUGAUUCUGCAGAUAAUAUUUUGCAUAUAUUUGAAUUUAAAUGAGGAAAGGAAAGUGAAACAUUCGUUCCAAGUGUCAGUUCGCGCUCGUGCAGCUCCUCCCGUCAGAAAGGUGGACUGAUCGCUUCUUUAAGUGUGUGUGUAAAGAGUUAAAAGUGUGUGUGAGCCAGCUGCUGUGUGAGAAACUGUUUGGGAGCGCUGCCAGUUUCAGUCCUCCUCUGAGGGAAGAAAAAAAAAUCCCUCAGGAAUGUGUUUGAGGAGCGCCAUUGAGAUUUCUCUAAUCACUUUUAUUGUUGGUCUCUGAUGAUCCUGAUCCAGCAGGCUCACAAGGUUGUUUUUUUUUUUUUAUACCAUCCAGCCCGGAUAGAUUUGUCAGCCUGUUGGAUUCUUGGCUAUAAAUAAUGUGGGUGUUGUUAGGCGUCACUCAGAACUCCCCCUGAACACAUUUUUUUUCUUUCACAAAUGAUAUCCCGUCAUUCUGCCAACACCGCAGCGCACGCAGGGAUUGUGAGCCGCUGACAGUAACCACUUGCUACCUGACAGCUUUGAACAUGCAGGCCAGCGCUGCAGAGUGAUGCUGCAGAGUGAUGCAGCAGAGAGGAAAAAUGUGCCUGUAGAUUCAAGGUGCAGUUUUAUCAUGUUCAAUCAAGUAAGAGAGCAACGCAGGACAGUGAAGAACCGGGGCUGCUGGCCUGGCGUGCAUGAUCCAGCUAUUUUAGUCAGUUUUUUGUGCAUCUAUGUACGUCCAUUUUCACAACACUGUCAUAUGAACACCUUUAUAUAUAUAUGCAGGGUUAGGGUUAGGCAAAAUGAUGUUGGUUAUUGUUGUAAAUUUUGGUAUUGGUAAAUUUUCGGUUUAUCACCCAGUUUCUAUUGUUGCCUACUAUCUGAUGGAAUUCUUAUAAAGGCUAAAUUUUGGGGGGCACAAGAUAAUUAAACAAGAAGUACACUUAGAAGUACACUUGUUAAAACGGUUAACUAACGAUAAAAGAGGCUGCAGAAGUACCGUGGUUUUCACUAUUGAGAUUCUUCUUUGUGUCUUUUGUGUCGCAGUCCUGGAUUUCUGCCUGGGGUCCCUCUGGCGAGUCCUCAUCGGGUCGCGCUGCGCGAGUCCGGCGGCAGCUACACUUCAGGAACGAGUGGGGCUCAUGGAGUGGCUGGUCUGUCUGCUCACGGAGCUGCGGGGGCGGAGCUUCUAUGAGGGCACGCACCUGUAUCACCAGGUAAAUACACUAAGUCACGACUGAUCAUGAAACCUUAAUAUCAUGUCUUUUAAAGUAAACACUCUCACCACCAAUAAGUGUAAUUCACACGAUCCAACAUUAUGUUAAUUCAAUACUGGUGCACUAAGAAGCCCCGCCCCUUCUAGUUUGUGAUUGGUGGGCUGGAACAGGAACUUGAGCACCUUGUAAAACUCUAUGUUUGUAUGUGUAUGCAGCUUUUAAAGGACUGAUGAAGCAGGAAAAACAGCUGUUAGGAUGUCUUGCAGACCAGAAAAUUUGCAUCAUUUGUUCUUUUAAAACCCUGAUAAAAAUACUUUUCCAUUUUUGUGCUUCUAUUGUGAGUUUUGGUUUAAAAAUAUAAAAUAUUUGGACUUUAAAUUGUGAAACAGAAACCAGCGGAUGAUGCCACUGUGGAUCUGACCACCUGGUUUUAAGUAUGUCUCCAUGCAUUCUGAAUAUCUUAAGUCUCAGUUAAAGGAAACUUUAGGCUCAGAUUUAAACUGGUUGAUUUAACAUGAAAAUACACAGAGCGGAAAGCAGACGCUGAUCCCAUUCACUGUGAAUCGAACCCAUAUGUGGAGCUUUCUUUUUAUUUAGACUCUCUGUAACACAGAGUGGUUUCACUGCAAACUGUUUUUAUGUUUUUCAAGUACUUCUGCAAACAGAUACUCAUCAUUUUCCUCCAUGAAACACACCGACACACCUUCAGCACCGAGUUUCCCGUCACUAUUUAAACUCUGUCUGCUGACUCAUCUCCAUGAAUCUCUUGUUUUCUGUGUCACAGGAACCCAGUGGGUGGACCGUGUGCAGGAGACCCCAGACAAUACAAGAUCUGCAACACCAAGGUCAUUUCACACACAGUUUAAGAAAAACACCAUUAUAGAAACAGGUUUGGAAACACUCCGGGACAAUGGCUCAUGUUUGGUUGUAAAGGUGUGUUCAGGGCAGGUGAAGCAGCCGCAGCUUUCAGGGCGUGAUCUGGAAUUUCACUGACAUAUUAACUCAUAUCCUCAGUGCACUGCUUCACCCUGAACUGAAGGGUUUAUCAGACAGGAGUCAGGCCUGCUUUUGUUUUAGGAACGUGAGUCAAAACUGUGAGUCGGGAAAACUGAUGAGUGUGCUUGGACCGGCAGAUGUGUGUCAGUGUGAUUGAUCGUGUGCAUGCUCCAGUUUGUAUGACGUGAUUAGCCUCAAACUGUGAAUGGAUUUACUUGCUUCCUUCUUGAAAAUAAAUUUACUUCUGAUGCUUUUACUGGCUGAAUCUGGGUUGUUGGAGGCGCACACUUUAGCGGAGGUAACACAUGAGUGUGUUUGUGUGUGCAGGAGUGUCCCCCCAACUCUGACGACUUCAGAGAGAUGCAGUGUGCUGCCUUCAAUGACCGACCCUUGAUGGCCGGGACCUCCUUCAGAUGGACGACCUUUCAUGGAGGUCAGUCAGACGUUCAGAAGAAGCAGAUAACUGGAACAAAAAGUCAGAAUUUGGCACAUUUUAUGUGACGAGGUCCAACAUAUUUGAAUUUCUAAUGUCUAAGACCUAAAGUAGAGGGUAGGUGAUAUCUGUUUUCACAAAAUAUUCUGCAUAAAUGACACACCUGACCGUCCAAAGUCAGUGGGAUGAGACCCUGCUUAGACUACAUUGUCCACAGGGGGCGCCAAAGAUGACACAAACCAAAGUUUUUUUUUUUUUUACAGGAGCUUUAUAAUGACAGUUUAGAAAGUUUUUGGUCCUUUUUCUGUCCUUCUGCCAAAACGAUGCUGAACUUUUAAUUUCAGUCUGUCUCAGAAUCAGUUAAAACCCUGCACUGUAGUUUCUUGGGGUUUUUUUAGGUUGUCAGUCAUGUGCUGCCUCUGCUCUGCUGGGUGUAAAUCCACACUGGAUUGUUGACAUGUUAAGUUUACUCCUCUGUCCUCCUCUUCACCUGCAGCCUGUUUCUGUGUCCAGCCCUCCUCCUUCUUUAAAAUUUUAAUCCCCAUAACAACGAUAAAUUAAUGAGCCGCUCUUCCCCGCCAGGCUCAAACCCGUGUGAACUGAGCUGCCUGGCCCUGGGUCACAACUUCUACUACAACUUUGGCAAAGUGCUGGAUGGCACAGCCUGCGACAAAGAGCCCGGAGCCGUGUGUGUCAACGGACGCUGCCUGGUGAGUGGAAAGCUGCAUUAUGGGAUUUACCUCCUAAGAUCGCUUUAUUUGGGACGGCAGAGGUUUUUUUUUUCUUUGAGGCAUUGUCUCAUAGUUGUCAGGUGCUAUAAUAAAGACAGUCGUCAUUAAAGGUGCAUCAAAUGUCCAGCUGGAGUUCCUCCCUGCUCUGGCUUUGCUCACUUCCUGAAGGUAGAUUGGUUAAAGAGAUGCUGCAUGUUUAUAGAAAUAAGAACCUUAAGAGUCAACAUCUGUUCUGUAGCAGUUUGGGUCGACCAGUCUUCCUCCUGCUGGAUCAUGUAGCUCCUCUCAGUCCCCCCGCUUUGGUGUAAAUGAUGUUGACCACUCGGACUGCAGCUCUCUGGAGAAGUGAACUCCUCGCUGCGCGUUAGGGCCAAGGUGCACUCAUCGGUGUGGACUGCAGCCUUCAGUCAGCAUUACAGCUUGGCUCGGCACACAGUCCGCACUCCUGACCUCACCCUCUUCACCCUCCUCACCCUCCUCACCCUCUCACAGAUGGGGAUGGUUGGAAAUGAACUUGUGUCCCUUUGGUCCUGCAGAUUAAUGACAUGCAUGUGUAAUAAGCUGCUAUUUUUGCACCACUAACAAAAGGAUUAAUGAGUGUCUGUGUUUACAUACUAUGUCUAUAUAUAACCGUGUGUGUGUGUGCGCACGCUGACUGGUGGCGUAAAUAAGUGGAUUUAUUGACUCAGACUGAGGUCAGAGGAGCACUGGGCCUAAAACAGGAAGCAGAUGCAGCGUGCAGCUGGUGUGGAGAGCUGCAGGUCACAAACUGAGAUCAGACUGAAUAACACAGGGCCAGUUUAAAGGAACGUGUGUGUUAAUGUGGACGCUCGUUCACAGCUGAGUUUUGUUCUGUUCGACAGGGGAAUUUGUUCAAUGAAGACGUUCAUUUAACUUUAAAUUUAAAUUUCACUUUUAAAAUUCUUUUUAUUGAGUUUUCCUUGGAUGUAUUUCAACAGUGAAUGUCAGGGCAUGAGGGAUCCACUUUAACACCCCCAAAAAACAAAUAUAUAAAUAGAAUAUUUCAACACCUAACAAUAAAUAAAUAAAUACAUAAAUCAUUAAAUAAAUAAAUAAACAAAUAAUAAUAAUAAUAAUAAUAAUAAUAAUAAUAAUAAUAAUAAGAUGAAUAAAUUUGCAAAUAUCAAAGUAAAAACAGUGCCAAAAUCAUACCAAAAAAAACCCAAUAAUAAUAAAAUGAAAUAACCAUACAAAGGAAAUUGAGAGGAGAAAAAAUAGUAAAGUAAAACAAACAAAAAAAGAGUAAAAAUUAAUAAAAUAAAAAAAACAAUUAAAUCAAAAUUUCAACCAAAUGUCUUCAAAGAAAUUGUCUGAAAUAACCUCAUAGAAAACAUGCUUUCUUGAGAUAUCUUGAAGUCUGAAGAUUGAAGAUUGAACUCGGUAGUAAGACCUUCACAAAGGGAUCUUAUUGUAUUUUGGGGUUUAUAGUAAAGUGGUGCAAAAGUUUUUAAUAAGUUUUUUGAAGUUUUAAGAUAAUGGUUCUUUAGCCCCAAAAAUACCAGGGUGACCAUACGUCCUCUUUUACCUGGACAUGUCCUCUUUUUAGGGGCUGUCCAGGGAAGUUUAUAAAACCCUUCAAAUGUCCGCAGUUUUGUGCGUAAGUUUCGAUUUUGUGUUAAGUGGACCUACUGAGUUAGAAGCGUGUAAAAGACACUCGAGCCGACCUGAAAAAGUCUUAUAAUUAACUUUGUGCGACUCUGUGACUCCGCCCCCGUGUAGUCGUGUCCUACUGUACUUAUUAAUGAGUAUAUUUUGUUUAAAAAGUGACAAAAGUCGGCACAUGAAUAGCCUCAUUAUCCUUCAGUUCAGCUGCAGGUUGUCUGAAUUUUUACACACACAAUUAUAUUUGAUUCCACCUACAUACGGCACGUUUAAAAAAGAAUUAAAAACAUUAUUUUACCUAAUAAAAGAUGUUUAAAAACAAAAAACAUAUUACUCUCUGUUUUUUAGACCAAUGCUGAUUUCAACUGAUAUUUUCAGAUUUAGUCUUUAAAAGUUAUCUGUUCUUCCCCUAAAAUCUCCUCUUUAAAAAGUGUUUCACUUCUGUUACUUGAUGGAUGACUGAAAAAGCGAUUAGGUUAUCAUAAUCACUCCAUGACUGCGAUCGAGAAGAAUUAUUUUGCUUACUAAUCACCUGACUGCUUCACUGGAUUAGUCCAACACAAACCUAAGGCAGCAGCAGGACAGCUGCUCAAAUCCUGCAAAAACCCACAAAUCUCUGUUGAACCAGUUUUAUCCCUCCGCUCUCAGAGCUGCUCAGGCUCUGAUGAAUUUUCUUGCAUGCUCGAGUGUUUAUGGUAUUUUUCAGGACCAUGGUCACUCCCUCAGUGGGGCCCUCGCUCACUCGGCUCCUCUGUCACCGAGGAUUCAUUUCCUGUUGUGCACACACAGAUGCUUGGAGUGUUUUUGUGUUUUUAAGGGGCUUAGGGAGGCUGAUUACAGGGCCCGCGGAUUGCUGCUCUCUUUCAGGGAACCUCCCAUUUGAUUGGUUUGAAGGAGAGAUGAGAGCCGUAGAGGAGAAAGCAGCUACUGUCAUCUAUCACCGCGAGAUUCUCCUCACACCGUAAACCAGUCGCUGUGCUCUUUGCUUUGGCGUUUGACCGUUUACAGAGUCAGCUUCUCCUCCUCUCUUUAGGGCCUAAGCUGGCUUUAUGUCCCCAAAGUAAAUGUUUGUGAGGAGGAGGAAAUGAAACGGAGAAGCAAACAGUCGAGAAGAAGAGAUGCAGUGGGCUGAGUUGAGUUAUAGCAGACGGUUUAAGGAGGCUGUGAGACAGAGCAGACAAAACACAGAAAGGUCAGAGGUUUCCAAGACGCUGUCAGAAAAUGUGCGAACGUAGGACUUAGAGGACUCAGAGACCUCUAAUGACGGGGAUGCAAAUCCAAACCUGAGGCCGAAAUAUUACUUUAAAUCCUCAAUGUGUCAACAAGACAGACAAAAACAUAUCAUUUAAAAAUACACAAAGUAACUUGGGCUGGUAAAAAUAAUAUAAAAUGGUGGACUUCCUGUUGAUUUUUGGUUAAGGAUGGGUUUUUUUGGUCUUUGAAUGAGACACGUCCAGUAAAAUCAAAUGUAUGUCAGUUAUGUUAAUUAGCAGAGCAGAUUUAAGACGGCACUCAGGAGCCAGUUUUAUGAUUUUUAUGCAAUAAAUGAUGAGUUGAGGGAUGUUAAGAAUCCAGUAAUGGAAUAAUUUAUGCAGAAAAAGAUGGAGAUGAAGAAAUUAUCAAUCAAGCUUUAUUUAUAGAACAUUUAUCUCACAGGUCAGAGUGUUUCACAGCAACUAAAGAAAAAAGGAGCCAAAAAAAUGACAGAAAAUAUAGAAACAAAACAGGUGGAGACUGAACCAACAUAAAAAACAACCAAUCCAACCAACCAGUGAACAAACCAAACAACCAAUUUACCAAUGAAAUUUUUUUAUUUUUAGUCCAUCACUCCUCUUUCCAGUACAGCCCUCCGAUGAGUCUGUUGUAUUUAACAUGUUUGUUUGUCUGUGUGUGUGUGUGUGUGUGUGUGUGUGUGUGUGUGUGUGUGUGUGUGUGUGUGUGUGUGUGUGUGUGUGUGUGUGUGUGUGCGGCGUGCAGAAGCCAGGCUGUGACUCCAUCUUGGGUUCAAAGCAGCAGGAAGACGCCUGCAUGGUGUGUGGAGGACAAAACACCACCUGUCUGCACCACAAGAGCGUGUACCAGAGCAACGGGCUGGAGGCAGGUAGGAUCUCACACACACACACAAACACACACACACACGCACGCGCACACACACACACACACACACACACACACACACACACACACACACACACACGCACACACACACACACGCACACACACACACACACAUUCAUUAUAUUACCUCAGUGGCUGCAGAUUCAGGUUUGAGUCCCUCUCUGUGGUUUAUCAGUCAGUCCGGUUUACUGAAGAUCUCUUCGUUCUCUGAUUGUCAGCCAUGUUUCCAAAACCUGCUGGCUGCCCUCCAGGAACAAAUUCAGCUAACAACAGGUCCUCCAAAAUUACAGUCGUUAAGAUCUCAGGAAAGAGGAGGAGGAGGAGGAGGAGGAAGGACGGCGAGUUCUUCUCCAAAUGAAACUCUGGCCCAACGCCACAAAAACAUUUCCCUCCUCUAUUAGUACCUGCAGUUCAGAGGCUAACGACGGUCCAACUGCUCACAGCAAACAAGUCAGGAGGAGGUCUUAAUCUGCGGGUUUUCUCUGGUCUCUGCGGACUCGAGGAGGGAGACAAUAUUUCAGAGGAUACGGAGAUAUAUCCACAACUUACACAUGAGCAACUGCAGUGAUGGCAUGAUAAGAUGAGGAGCUGAGGCCUUUUUUCCUGCUCAUUUCUGUUAGGUCGUGAUGACCUAUGAUGUAGGCGGCACAGUGAUGAAGUGGUUUCUGUGUGGAGUUUGCAUGUUCUCCCUGUGUCUGCGUGGGUUUACUCCGGGUACUCUGGUGUCCUCCCACAUCGCAAAAACAUGCAGAAGUGGGGUCAGGGGUCACUUUCAAAUUGCCUGUAGGUGUGAAUGUGAGCGUGGAUGGGUGUUCGUCUCUAUAUGUCAGCCCUGCGAUAUGAACUGACUUGUCCAGUGUGUCCACUGCCUUUGCCCUAAGAUGCUGGGAUAGACUCCAGCGACCGGCAGGUGGAUCAAAUUUCAAGCAUACAGCGCCCACAGGAACCGGUCCGCUGCCGUUGCGGAGGAGAAGCGCUCACGAUAUUUCUUGCGAUUCUGGAGAAGAUCUCACGAGAUCUCACAUGUUUCCCCGUGAGACACUGAAUGAGAUCGCUUAUGCACAUAAACACCCAAAUCCCACAACCCUGGCCUCUCCUGUUAUUAGGUGGAGAACAGUUCAACAUAUUGACUUGAUUUUAUUUUAAAAAUUAACUGGAUAUUUUACUCUUUAGCCGCAUACAACUUCCGCAACUUCGUGCCUUGUGUAUCUGGUCCAACUGUCGGAGCUGUUCUGCAGACAGAUUAUGUGGAAUCACACACAGUGAUUGCCGUUCCGGAUCGGAGCGAAGCUGUUUUGAUCCUGUGGGUUUUCGCCGUAAUGCAACAGAUUGAAAUUUUUGAUCGUAUAAACAAACUGAAUGAGGGUUGAACACUUUUUACAUUUAACUUCAAUAAUGUAUCAAACUUCCUGAUUAGUGAGAGUCAUCACAUCUCGGACACUCAGUGUGUGAUUUGGCUCGGGUCGCUCUUCUCUGCGGCUCUGUGCUUUGGCAGAGCGAAGCGUCGCCCAUCACGGCUCAGAUGGAGCAGAAACAAACAGGUUGAUAAUGUCUGCUUUGUUUGGGCGACUCGGCGGCCUUGGGAGGUUUUCCCCUCCUCCUGCAGCUGUGUCUCCUAACGUGAGGAGAACUGACGGAGGCCUGUGUGAACUCCCUCCUCAUGAGGUCAGAUGCUGCUGGCCUUGUGCUCACGGCGGUGACUUUGACAUUUCCUCAGCCGCGGCGCUGCGCCUCCAUGAAGCUAAUGAAGCAGAUGAAGCUGGAACAUAGUUUCUCUUUAAAGAGGGUAAACAGGGGCAACCGGAGCAGCACGCCAUUUAGAGGGCGGUAAUAAAUGGAGGUUAGACUGCGGAGACUUUUCACGCCUGCUUCACAGAGCUGUCCGAGCCUGAAAUACAACGCUGUAAUGAACGCUUGUGGUUUGAGCUCAUUCAUAAAUUAUCUCUUUGCCUGCUCGUAAACACGUCCUGUUCACCGUAAAUCAAAGUUAAUCAUUGCUGAUAUUAUCGGAGCUGAUUGUUUUAUAAUGACAGAAAAUCAACGGUCUGUGAUUCAGUCAAAGAUCUCACAUUAGAUAAUUUACAGGGCUGCUCAAAGAUUAAUCCUCCGUAUGAAGGAUUAAAUUAUCUGUUUGGCUUCAAGCUCCGAUCAGGAAUUCUCACUUCGUUGAAACUGGCGCCUCUGUCACAGUCCAGGGUAAAAAAAAAGAAAAGGACCCAAAUGUACGACAAAAAGGAUUUAUUUAAAAAGAACUAAAACAACAAAAACAUACGAUGAACCAACAAAGACAGAGAGGAAGACAGGGACUAUAUACACACUGGGGAACGAGGAAAAAGUGAGUCAGAUGAGACACAGGUGAGACUAAUGAGUGAUUAACGAAGGAGGGAAAAUUAGGGAAGUAAAACCAGACUAGAAACACAAGGAAUCAACUCCUACAAAAUAAAACAGGAAAUAAACACUGAAAACUGAUCAAAAGAAUAAAACACAGAGAACAGGAGGGAAACAGGGACAAAGACAAACUGAAAUCUCACAAGACUGGACUACAGGGGAACAGAAAUACUACAGGAAACACACUCAAAUAACAUCAACAGAACAUAUCAUGACAGCCUUUUUUGAAUCAUCUGACUAAAUUUCCAUCAUGCUGACGAUCAUUUAUUGUAAAUAUUUAAGGUGUAAAAUGUGAAUAAAGGCAGUUUCAGCCGACACUUACACAGCAAAAAAAACAACAACAUAAAAACCCCAUCUGAUCACUGAUGGUGUUUUUUUUCUUUGCUUGUUUAAAAAAAACUUCUCACUGGCGCUUUAAAGUGAGCGACAUAAUGCAGUUUAAUGCCAUAGAGCUGCAGCUGUUAUAAACGUCUUAAAGAUCUGCCAUUAAAGUACUUAAAGUUUAAUUAAAGAUAUUUUUAGAUAGAUUUCAUUCACAGUGUCGGUGUAAACAGGUGUGUUCAUGUCUUGUCCCAUUGACUGUAGCUGGAAACUUUUCCUCUAUAGAUCCAGUUUAAUUGGAAUUUCCCUCCGUGGGACCAUUAAAGGAACAUCUUAUCUUUAAGUUAUGAAGAUAUUAACUAUUAUUAUCUAUUAACUGUAAACAUGACCUGACUGCAGCGUCAUACACUGAGCUCUCCCCUCUGUUUCUGUCUGCUUCAGUGAAUAUUAAUGAGUUUUUACUUUGUUUUUAUCCUUUUACGAUCCUCUACAGUACGUGUGCAUGCUCCAGCUUUUGUUAAUCAUUGACUAAAUUAAUAGUUAAACUUAUUACAAAUGUGACGGACAGACAAUGUGAAUGCAAACACAGGACAUUUGAUCCCAGAGCCGGUUUUUGAGAUAACCUAAAGUCUAAAGUCUCUGUUAAAAGAAGCAAACACGGACAAACACAAUCUUAUAGACAUGAAUCGCCUUUUUCUCUGCUCUCAACAUGUGGCUUUGGUUUGGAGUUGUGUGUGAUUUACAUAUGAAGUGCAUCUGCAGCUACACACGGGUUAUUUAAGCGUUCAUUCAUGCUGCGAGUUGAAGCGAACGUUGGCAGAAACAGAAGAAGCUCAAAUUGCUGCAGAAGGCUGUACCAUCUCUGUGUGUGUGUGUGUGUGUGUGUGUGUGUGUGUGUGUGUGUGUGUGUGUGUGUGUGUGUGUGUGUGUGUGUGUGUGUGUGUGUGUGUGUGUGUGUGUGUUUAGAUUAGAUCCUGAUGAGCCGGUUGGCACCUUUCAUGGCAGCUUCUGCCGUCAGUGUGUGAAUGUUGGCACGUUGUGGAAAGUGGUUCUCGUGGUCCAAAGGUUUGAUCGAUGGAUCCUGUUCCCCAUUUUCUGACUCUCUUUACAUCCUGAUGUCAUAAUCAGGGAUCAGGACUCGGCGUCAGAUCUUUUAAAGGUGUAUAAAGUGGACUUGGAUGAUGAAGUGUAUUUUAGGAGAUUCUGGUCCACUGGAGAACUGGAGUAGAAACUAGACUUUGAUCUGCUGCGGUCAGAAAGCUGUUUUGUUUGGCUCUGUGUUGUUAUUUGACAUUUGUACACCAAGUAUUGUGAAUUUUGGUAUUUUUGCACCAGAGUUUGACACGAUUUUAAACCCUAAAUGCCUGAGGUUACCCACAGACUCAGUGAUGUGUGCAGAGUUUGUUAUUUCAGCUCAGUCUUUCCCUUCAGCAGCUUACACAGAGUCAUUAUGCAAUAAAAUCUGAGAGCAAGAAGCUGCUUUGAAAGGAGGCAGAUGACUGUCUAACAUGAGUCCGGUCCUGCUCAAGGUUUCAGUUUUUCCUCUCCACUCUAACUUGUUAAAUCUUUCACUCACAGAGGAUUUAGGUGGGAUCAGAGUGGAUCUGAUUUUACCUGUUGAGACUCGGUCUGAUGUUGAUUUUUGAUAAAGCAUCUUAUGAUAUAUUAACAAAGAUUGAUUGAGACUGAGCUUCUGAAAAUUGAAGUAAGUGAGUAAAAGCAGCAGCAGUCAGUGAGUCAGGGAUCUUUGGAUGGUGAGCAAUCCUGAAACACUGUUUUAUAAAGCAGGUGGUUUUCUUGAAAUUAAACCUUUAAUUUGUUGGCUGAAAGUUUUGACUGUUACACCCAAAUGCUGAAAGAUGGAUGAGAAAACAAGCGCGUUCAUUUAAGGAUGUUCACUCUUGAAGAUAAUUCCUGUAGUGAUGCCUUAAACAGAGGUUAAAAUCACGUCUUCGCUCUUUUAACAACUUUCAGUCUCUUUAAACGUCCUCCAGAGAAACCGAAGACAAGCUGCAGCUGUUAGAGGACGGGGAGCCUCUUUAACGACACGGAUAAAUGUGCAGACUUGUGUACAGGACCUUUAAUUGUGUUCACGUCUUCAGGUCACGUCCAAGUCCCCCAGAGUAAACUAAACAGAUAAUUUUACCAGCAGAUUUAUUUCUUUCCUGAUGUUUUGGGUCGUAAACUCUUAGUGUCAUAAAAACCUCCUUUAAUCAGAUGAAACAGUUAAAAAAAGGAAACAAACACUCGAAACAUCCUCUAACUGAGUGUUUUCAUUUUGCCAGCUGGACCUUUUGGAUACAACGAAGUGGCCAUGAUACCGGCUGGAGCCACUCACAUCAGAGUCACAGACAACAGCAGGAGCUAUCUGGGUAAGUUUCAGUCCAUCAAAGUCAAAGUCGACAUAUUUCACCUAAUUCCUCGAUUAGCUAUCACCUCGACUCCCCAGAGACAGGAGGGGGGAGGGGCUCAGCGCUCCCAUCAUAACAACACGACCAAGGGCGUCUAUUCUCAUCCUUGUUUCUGAGAUGAAAAUAAAACAGGACCCUGAAAUGGGGCACGCCGCGCUCUUGACAGGGAAGCUCGUAAAGCCGCUGGGGUGAGGCAGGUGAAGGUACUCCCUGUUUCCAUGUCAUGUCAUGGAAAAUCCCUCUCCCUGCUCCGAGGAGAGACAGCUGCCUUAUAAAGCCAGCUGGAAUAUUUCUGCUCUUAGAAAGCCGGCUUUUACCUCGACAUGACCUGGCGAGAGGGAGAGGUAACAGAAGAUUUACUCUGAGGCUGAUACAAGCAUCGAAAAUCCUUUAAUGCUGCAAAAUACAGCAAAGAUAAAAGGCUCAGGUCCAAACCCAGAACCAUCAUUUAUCGGACCUCCAGAACAUGAACAUGCUCCUUUCUCUCCAAAGUAGUAGACAUGAAUUAUUCUAUCGGUUAAUGAUUUUUGAUUGAAGUUGAAACAACGUCCUCUCUGAGGCUUUUUGGAGGCUGCCAGCUGAGCCGCUAUUUACCUCAGAGCUUCUUCAGAACUGUUAGGAGAUCCAAAGUGGGUCAAAUCCACCCGAGAUCAGCUGUUGUAUUUUGAAUAAAACCAAUAAAAAAAAACACAGAAUGGCCAUGAUACGAUAUUUUUGCGAUACUUGGGCCACAUUUCAAUAUUAUCAGGAUACUUGGGCUACGAUAUGAUAUUGCGAUAUAUAUGCCACAAUAUGAUAUUAUCACCAUACUUUGGCCACGAUACGAUAUUGUCAUGAUACUUGGGCAACGAUACGAAAUUAGCGCAAUACUUGGGCAACGUGCUAUAUUGUGAUACUUGGGCCACGUUAAGAUAUUUCGAUAUUUGGGCCAUGAUAUGAAAUUAUCAUGAUACUUGGGGCACGAUACGAUAUUAUUGCGAUUUUUUACAUCUUGCUGUAUUGUGAUACAAUGUAUGGCGAUUUAUAUAUAUAUUUUAAACUGUUUAGCUAAUUUUGCAUUUGCUUUCCUUUAUAUUUGUCAUAUUUACGCUAUAUUUUAUUUUCAUGUUGCACAUCUUGCAAACCUUAUACAUAUAUUUGUUGCUCUAACUUUCUCCUGCUCUACGAAGUCACCUCUGCCAACCUCACUGGACAAACGGUUGAUUUUAUUUUUUCAUUAUCAUAGAUUUGACUUCAUAUGAGCAAUUAAUUUGAAAAAAAAAUCGGUAAAUGAGACAAUACGAUAUAUCACCAGAUAAAAUAUCUCCUAUGCCUAGAAGUCACUGGGAAUGAAUACUCAGGGUUACUGUCAUGUACAUUAGCUUUUUAAAUUUUAAAUAUUCCUCUGACACUUUCAAAGCAUGUAUUGUAUUUGUUCAAUAUAAAUCUGUAAUAAAAAAAUUAACAAAAACUACAAAAAAAAAAACAGUUUCUCUGAAGCAAACAGGCGGUGAGUAGAGCUGCAAACAUUAGUAAGGCUGCUGAUGUUUACAACAGAGGCUGAUUGUUCAGAUGUUUUUGGAUAAUUUGGAUAAGGUCAUAUUUUUGAUGUAGAAGUAUUACAGAAGCACAGGGUAUUGAAUCAGCACUGGACUGUUUUCAACAUGUAAAGGUUUUGCCUCACCUCUCCGCUCCGUCUGUCCUUCAGCCCUCCAGAACGGUCGCUCUCAGUUCGUCAUCAACGGUAACUGGAAGAUCAGUAUUCCAGGCGAGUACAACGUAGCGGGAACAAAGCUGCUGUACCGGCGCUCGGCGGACACCUGGGAGAGCUUCGAGGUACCUGGGCCGACUAAAGAGGACCUCCAUCUCAUGGUGAGACAAAAAUAUGAAAUGUUUUCUUGUUUGUUCAGUCUGGUAGGUCCUUUUUAUUCUCUGCUUCAACAUGCAAAGUAAAAAAAGACCAGGUUUGGAUGAGUAAUUGAUUGUUUCCAGGUACUUUUACAAACUGACCUGGCUCUGCUACCAAACAGCUGUUAACUAUCACUCCCUCCUGAGACACCGAUUCUGCCGAACUUCUGUGAGAUGUUGUUGUUUGUUAGCGUUCCUGUGGAUUACAGUGUCAUGUGACCAUGAGUAUGAAUGCAGCGCUUCAUGAUUUCCUCCCGGGAGUCUGCUGUUUGUUGUUUAUCACCUGUAAUUUGUGCCAGCACUCCUGCAGUUGCAGUUAGGACUCAAACUGCUCGACCAGGGGGGAAUUCACUAAGAGCGGAUUGAGAGUUAUGAGUCAUUUGUCCGUGUUACCUGCUCUGUGUCAAGGUCCAACUCAUAAAGCACGCUACCCCGAUGUGUUCACGCCAAAAAUACCAACAAAGUUUUACAGCUCUGUGUAAUAAGCUCCUGAUUUUUGUCUCAUCUCUGAACUGCUCCAUAAUCUCCACGAACAGAUGCUGAAUCAGACACUGAUAACUCGUUUAUCGCAGAGUUGAUUCUUAAUAUAUCAUAUCAGACUUAGUAAUCUUGAGGUAAUACUUUCUGUUCACACAUUUUUGGGUCAUUCAGCAGUGACCCUGAAGAGUCAGUCCUGAAGAAGUUCAGUUACAAUGUGGAGAGUAGCUGUUAUUCUUAUAAGCGAUAGUGAUUGUUGUUGUGGUGAGAUCAGAGUGGUGGACCUUUAUGCUGGUUGCCACAUGUAAUUAAGUGAAAGAGAGAAAAAGAAGAAGCAGCUGCUAUCAAACCAGCUUUAGCAUCCUCGUAGUAAAUGAUGAGACACCCUUAAAACUGACACUCUGAGGAUUUAUUGUGAGUCCAAAAACAACAUUAGAGAUGUAAAGGGUAGAUGUCAACUUUUUAACCAUUCUUAGGCGGCUUCUCUCUUUCUCUUUCACACCUUUGCCGUUUCGUCCGGACUUGAGGUCCAGACCUCCCCAGGGCCUUGGUCCGGACCAAACUGAGCCACGGUCUGGUCCAGUGUGAAAGUAUUAUUUUGAAAGGUUUGGACCUUCGUACCAAAGACAGUUUGAGGAGUAGAAGUGUCUGUUAUUAUGUUGAGUGGAGAUUGUCCAAUAAUGGGAAAUUUUACAAUAUUGUAGCUGAAGUUAUACCUCACUAUUGACAGCUUAAGAGUUUUACGACACAGACUUUCCUCCUAAGCUGGUGUUGCAGUGACUCACAGGAUUACAUCCUUUCUUUUCCUUUCCCGUCGAUGUCGAUAAAGUUGUCGUCUAAUGAUCAAAUUCAUGAGAUUUCCUCGGACCAGCCUCAUGUUCAGCUCUUCAAGUCGUCACUGUUGGAGGUAGAAGAUCAAAAGUAGUACGAUGGUGGGAAUGAUGGUUUCAUCCAUUCAAGACCCGCUUUUCAACAUGUUGACGUCAGACGCCCGCCGGUCUAAUGACCAAUCAAUGUAAACUACAGAGACACGCAAAACACAUAGUUAAUGACGAUAUCGCGAAGGUUCGUCAUGUGAAGUCUGUUAGUCCGUUUGCAAUAAUGACAGAGUGAGACCUAAACAAACCAAAUUUUAACAAUUUAACAAAAACACAGACCCUGGUUUGGACUUUCAGGUGUGAAAACACCCUUAGACUGUUUUCAUUCAGGUCCAUUACUCACUAUCCUCCAAAAGUAGAGUUUUUCAAAAUAAAAGCAUAGUUUUAAAAUGCAGGAAAUAAGGCAUAUCCAGACAAUCAUUGAUGAGUCUGUUUAAGUGUUUUAGGGUCAGUUUUUCCAUAAAUAUUGGAGUUACAUUGUUGUUGUGAUAUUUCAUUCAAGUCUGAGUGAGGCUGUCAUAUUAGAAAAUGUCCUCAUAUCUGUUGGAUCUUAUGUUUGUAAUGUUGCAGCAGAAAUAACUAAUGGAGACACAGAUAAAUAAACUGUGGGAGCAGUGGUUUAGUGGGUGAAAAAGAUGCUACAGCGAUGAAUUUGAAUGUCUUUUCCUCUCAGCUCAUCUCUAUACGUCUGACUUUGGUACAUAAUGUGAAAACAGCCGACUGCAGUUGUUGCAGAUGGUCUCCGUGUCUCUGGGGUGCAGCGCUCAGCACAGCUGCACAAACUGUUUCCUCCUCAGCACCAGCUCUAUAGUUUGACAUCAUUGUUGGCCUGUUUAAGAAAAGACAUUCAAGACUUUUCCAGGCUGGUUUGGAAGUUUCCACGCUCUCCUUGUGUGCAGGUGCUGGCCACGGACAAAAACACAGGGAUCGAGUACGAGUACUGGCUGCCGCCGGAUCAGUACGCCCUCUACCACGGGAGGAGGAGUCCGCUGAGGCAGGCUCACCACACGGCCAACUACCUCCCGUGGGAUCAACCUCAAGCUUUAACCACGGCCGUCCCCGCGGCUACAACCAGCACCCGACCUCCACCUCUCACCAGCAGACCCCCGUGGUGUAAGUCCUUCCUCACACUGAAAAGUUCAUGAAUAAUCUCAAACUGUUGUUGAAAUAUAAUUAAAUAAAAAUCCUCCUCAGUCAUGGGAAAGUUCAAACUCUCAUCUCUCUCUGAUGGAUGAAGGAUUUGGACCUGAGCUCGGCAGACUUUUGUCCUCACAUCACAAACUGAACAAAUCCUGACGCUCUGAGCCUCCAGCUUUCUUAAAUCCCGUCUUAAGAUUUGACUCUUGUUGAAAGCUUUUGACAUUUUAUAGGUUUCACCUCCUCUGGCCUUUCAUUUCUAGAUUUAUUUAUCUCUUUUUGUGCAGCACUUAAGUUUUUAGUUAUUACAGAUUUAAUGAGAUCCCUGUGGUUAUUACUGGCUCAGUUUGUGAUGACUGAACUCUUCUUUCAGAGAGAAAAUAUGAAGCCGACACUGACCCUUGGCCUCCAGCCGUGUUGAUCACCUGAUAUUUAAAUUGUAAAGAGAGAAAAACCUGAAAAUGGGUCUGGAGUGUGUUUCAGAUACUGUUUUAAUGAUACUGUCUGACACUGACAGGCUGUAGAAAAUUAUCAGGAAUAAAUGAAUAUGAAUAAGUGUGUUUCUGCAGAGUCUAAAGAGAAGAUGCUGUCAGACUCCGUUCCAGUAUCCCGCUCAGGCAUCCUCCAAAUUCAUUAAUAAACUGCAGUUCUUAAUGUGUCCUCUAGGGCUGGACGAUUGUGGCUUCAUGUGAUCAUAAAAAUAUGCAAAUUAGGACAGAGAGGAGAGCGGGAUGGGAGGCUGUAGUGAUGGCCGACUGCAAGGCUCAACAGUCACAUGGGUGUGCAGUAUGAUUAUAUAUGACCCUAUGAGUCUUAACAUUAUAAAAGUGACGGAUGAAAAUACUGUGUUGGAUCUGCAGCCUGUGAUAAAACAUAACCAGCGUAAUGGAUGGUCCCUUUCAGGACUAUUACAUUUUAAUCUUUGGUGUAAUAUUAACCAGUUAAACAGACAGACGUCUUGUAGAUAUAAAUAAAAAACAGAACUUGAACAGGAUCUUUUAUAGACCCAACAUGGUCAGGUUUAGGAGACUAUAAGAUCCACAAAUGCAUGUAAUUAUAAUCGUGAUCUCAGUUUCAGUCCGGAUAAUCCUGACGAUGGUGUUUGCCAUAAUCUAGCGGCCUUACUACUUCAGAUUAGCUCCAAACGUCCAAAAAUGAGACCCAUCAAUUUUUAAAAGGCAUGUGGUAAAGUCCCAGAAACCCCUUCAACACUCAAAUGUGCGUCUUUUCAGUAUAAACCGACACGUCUACAGAAACUGUUUUGUGAUUGAUCGUUUUCCUGCAUGACUCAUUCAUUUUUAUCACGUUAAGGUUAAAGUCGGUCCUGAGUAUAUCAAUAAUCUGGACCACAGUUUACCUGUGAUUUAAAGGAGUUCAUCUGCAUGUCGACCUGAGACCUACAGCUCAUGAUACCCGGGUUAUCUUACGUUAUCUGAGGCCUCCAGGAUCAGGAUUCUGAUUGAUCACUCAGCGCUGUUUACUGGAAAAACUCUAAAUCCUGCUCGGCCCUACAGAGUCUGAAGAAUGUAACUGGUUUAUCUCUCGUGAUGAAAACCUGCGGCACACGUGUGCUCAAUCUCCCCUGAACGCUCACAUUCACAUGUACGCAGCCUGCAGACCUGCGCCUUCUGUCUGACUCUGUCCAGCGCUGUAAUAAAUCUAAGUAUCCUCUGUGGAAACACUUCCAGCUGAUGGAUCGGAGCCAAACGGAGUCGUGUUGUUUCCAGAAACAGUGAUGAUGAUGAUGAUGAUAAUUGUUUGUAGGGUAAGAAGGUCGACUCUGCGGUCUCGGAGUCAGGACAGGAAUUUUCAUGUUUUUUAGACGGUAAUGAAAUCCUGACAGAGUUUUUGAUUUCAUCUGUUUAUUCGUACUGAAUGUUUGUUUCUCGUGAUGCUGAACUGUUUGUACACCACAGGCAUUUUUAGAGCUCUGCAAUUUUUUUUAUCACCAUCAGAACAAAAUAUCCAGACAGUCUCUGAUGUGCAGCGAGCUAAAAUCUGUGUGUGCUUUUAAAUGGGAGUGGGAGUCUUUGGGAUCGUAACUUUGGGUCAAACUUUUGACUCUUCAGUAAAUGUUUGGACUUUAACUGAAUCCAAGACUCUUAAAAUGUCCGCUCCUAAAGUUAUUUAUUAUUCUCUUUCUGAGUUUGAUAACAGACUCUCUCAGAUCCUUAGAUUUAUUUGUAUUCAUCGACCUCGUUUCUCAUCGAAUCUGUCUCGUAUUAUUUGUUCAUAGUUGAUCUAACAAACCAACAGCCCCGAGUGGGAUAAUCAAAGUUGUUUGAUUUAGUCUCUGAACCACCGAAAAGGAUGAUAGUGUGACUUUUAACUCAAAGAAAUCUUUAUCUUAUCUUAAAUUUGCCCGGGAGAGAGCUCAACAUUAUUUGUUCAAUUAAUUAAAAAAAUAAAAUAAUUAAUUAAUAUAUUAAUUUUAUUUAUAUUAAUAUGUUAUUAAUAUAUUAAAUGAUAUUAAUUUUAUUUAUAUAAAUAUUAAUUUUAAUUAAUUUGAAUUUUAUUAAUUUAUAUAUUUUUAAAUUAAAAAUAAAAAUAAAAUAAAUUUAAAACAAAAAAUUAAAUAAAAAAAUUUAUCAUCUUGCACAAAAUCCACAUAUGGAAGCUCCAUGUGAGCUCCAGGAAGAGCUGGAUGCUAGUUCAGGCAGGCAGUUUGAGCCACACAUGCACCAGUCUCUCUCUCUCUCUUCUCUCUAUUUGCUGCAGGAUUUCCAGUUUGCUCGGCUCUGCCCUGAAAAUGUGCAGGAUUCAAACAAAAUAUGAACUCCUUACAUUAAAUCAUGAUUUUUCUGACUGGGUUACAUAAAUCUAAGACUCAGAUUUGACUCGUUAAGCUGUUUGCAUUACUGUUCGUUGUAUUUGACAGAUUACAGACCUGCAAAGCCUCCACGCAGAUCUCCUCAUCACGGCCGCCACCAGCACCCCCAUCAGCCCAUCCCCCGUUUGGAGAGAGAGGAGAACCACAGGAACCUCCUCCCUCAGCCCUCACCUGGAAGUAUGUUCAACAUUUAUCCAUCUUAACCCCUUAAUCCCACUCUGAAGCUCAGCUCAGCUCAGGCCGAGCGAGGGACUGAAACGUCCUCAACAGGAUUCUGGGAUAUUUGGUUGGAUUGGAUGACUGAUCGGGGGGGGGGAAAUGUUUUAUGUUAGGUUGAUGUAGAAAGGCUUUAGUGUCAUUUGGAGAUAGUCGUGAAUUAAGCUGUAGAGAAAAAACUACGGAAACACAAAGCACCCUGUUUCUUCUCAAUCUUUAGAAUUUUUCCUGCAAUACAGCAAGUGACCACUAUGAUCAAGUGUCAGUGUUGUCAAAGGGAUAUUCAGUAUUUUAAAGUGAGCUUGUAUGAGUUACAUCUCCCUCUAAAGUCUGUGAAGUCUCUACUGAGAACAUUUUUAGCUCUUCACUGAGACAGAAGACCUUAGAUGACGGCUCUCCUUAAGAAUUAAAGCUACAAUUUCUAAGACAAAUUGCUUGUCUAGAGCAGGAUGUGAUCUCAGUUUAGAUCAAUCAUGAACAUGUCUGUAAGUGUCUUUUCUGUUGAUGGUGCAGAGCAUUGUGGGAAAUGUCUACGUGUGAAAGGUCGAAGGGAACGCCAGAAACAGUACUGCCAGAAGGACUUUGGUGAGUGAGACUUCGUGAUGCUGAUUUUGAACGACGUCAAACUGAGCUGAAUCACAUUUAAAUUUACACUAUUUUUUGCGUUUCCCAUCAGUUUUCCGCGGCAGAGUCCUUGGGAAGUUGUACCGAGGGGAGGAGACGCGGUACGACGUGCAGAUCAUCCACACGUACAGAAACGGCUUCCGUCUGGAGCAUCGGGAGUUCCUGUGGGUUCCUAAUGUGUGUGACUGCCCCCAUCUGGAGGUGGGGAGGCAGUACAUCCUGAUGGUGCGCCGUCACAUUAACUACGAGCACACGCUGAACCGCAUCCUGCUGGAGGAGGACAGCUACGUGGUGCCGUACAGACCCAGAGAGGACGAGCUGGUGCGACCGCUGGAGAGACUGUGUAACAACAGAGGACCGAGAAAACAGGGGGACCUGAGGGGCUGAGGGACUCACUGAGGGUGUGUGAGCGUGUGUGUGUGUGUGCGUGUGUGUGUGAGGGUGAAGCUUCAUUCACUUCCAGUGUUUAAUUUCCGAUGAACUCCGCCUGGACCACGGAGAGACGGUUUCACACUCAUUUGGACCGAACCAAAAGACUUGUUGUUUAUUUAAAAGCCUGAGCAGCUGACUGUACCACAGAGAGCACUUUAGGUGGAGGCGUGUUCCCACCUGUAAACACAAACCAAAGAGAAGAACAUUGACUGAAAUGAGCUUUUUGAUGUUUUUCACAGUCGUCAUGUCAUUUUUCUAACGGUGUAUUUUUGUGUUUGUGUGUGAACUGAAAGGAAAAGUCCAUCUCAAACUCCAACAAAACUUUUUCUCUGGAAACACUUGGACUAGUUGUUGAAGAUAAAACAAUAAUGUCAACCUCACAGCAUAUUCUCUCCGUUUUCAGCACUAAGUUUUGAGUUUAGGAGCGAAAAUAUCUGCCUCAGAGUAGACUCAUAUCGUAGAAAAACCCUGUGGACUGAUCUUAUAGUCAGGGUUAAGUACUCAAACCCUCCAGGUCCACACUGUCGCAUACGGCAUAAUAUUGUUGCGUUUACAUAACCAGCUCUAAAAAUAGUUCUGUUGUAAAAUCCACUCGUUUUGUGAGACCGGCAGCUUCUUACUCCAAAUUUUCACCGUGGCGAAAAAGGCUGUUGGCGCUGAUUGCCGCUGAUCGUUUCCAUUCAAGUUAAUGUGUCAAAUUCCACCGGCUUCAGCACAGAUUAACUUGAGCUGGAAAGGAAGUCGGGCACAGACAUAAAAUAAAACAUCCGGCUUCUUUUCGAAAUAAAAUACCACAUGUUUCAGGCAGAUCGUAUUUCACGCCAUGCAAACAUGGUUUGUUUAACAGAUAAAGAUAAAUAUUGCACUUACCCAUGGUAAAUUCCCAAUCUCCACAAAAGUGUCUGAUCUCCUGGUCUGGACAGAGUGGAUUUCCUCGUCUGGAAGGACAUAAUCUGCUGCUUCUAUGGUCAUAUGGUUGUCUUUAUAGAGACAACUCGUGAUGGCAUAUGAAUUCGCUGGUUCUUGCGAGUCCUUGCGAUCCGAAAUUUGCUUCACCAAUGCACCUGAUAGGAAUUGGUGGAUGGCGAAAAACGCUGUCGUUCUGUAUGCGGUGGAAAUUUGGGGUUAGUGUUUCAGGUGCUUCUCCAUCCAACAGAGAAGAUUUUCUGCGUCAGUGAAUUUUAGUCGGUUUUAUAAACCCCAAAAAACUCCUGACUGCAGCUUUAAUGACUAACCUAACGAGCACUCAUCAGCUGCCGAUCUGGUCUACUAAGAGGGUUUUUGCCACAGUGUCAGCAGGCAGAGAUGAAACAUAUCAGACUCCUUGUAUCAUCAGGUUGUUCCUAGUGUUUCUCUUACAGAUGAUGAUGAAUUAUCGUUGUCGUGGGGUUUUAACCAAUCAGAAUCAAGAUCUUAACUCAGCAGCUAAAUAAACAGUUUAAAAAACAGGCUGAACAAAGCAGCUCAGGACUCUGGGGUGGAUUUUUCUUUAGUUUUAACCUGAUAUAGUAAAAGUAUAUUUCCUCACUGUGUAUUUAUCGAUCAGAAAAAUUAAGCUUAAACCACAACUCACUUAUUUAACGUCUGUGUUUUUGCUGUUUUUUUCCUACCAUGUCUGUUUCGUGAUACUUUAUUUGAAUGAACUCUACAGUAUUUUCAUGUGUGGCACUAAUUAGCUGCAAAUAUACUACACUAUAAUUUGGCUUUAUUAUAAGAAAGCUUUGCCGUCUACUCCAUAAUAACAGUAAGUGACCUUUUGUGCCUUUUUGUGUAAUUUCACGUUUUGUGUCCGAACCUCCUCUAUGUGCCAAACUGUUUUUGUACAUGUGCAUAAAUCGUAUGAAAGGUUUUAAUCCACUCAUCUUCAGUGUAAUGUCAUGGUAGCUACAUGCUCACUAAAAUAAAUAUUCAGGUGUUAUUUUGGAUUAAA
Messenger RNA from Xyrichtys novacula (pearly razorfish), 42869 nucleotides. The record is from the annotation of a GenBank genome assembly. NCBI's taxonomy places the organism in Eukaryota, Metazoa, Chordata, Actinopteri, Labriformes, Labridae.